AUGUCUGCCAGCCAGGUCUUAAAUGAUUUACGGCUCUCUGUAGACAGUGACCGCAGUCAAAAUGAUUCACCGCCUGUGCACAUCAAUGGCGCUAAUGGUAGCGCUCCCCACGACAGCGAGGAUGGAGAUAUGGUUUCGCGGCUGCAAAGAGAAUUGGAACGAACCAGAGAAGAAAAGGAACAUUUGGCGACACAAUACCGCAAUCUGCUCGCAAAGCUCACUCAGAUGAGGACAACUCUAGGGAACAAACUGGGGCAGGAUGCCGAAGAACUGGACCGAAGAGAACAACUAGUGCAACAAUUGACCGCACAGAACGACGACCUGAACUCGACAGUGGAAACACUCAAAGAGGAGCUGAUAACUUCGCAUGAAGAGACGGAACGCACUUCAAACGAGCUCGACAAUCUACGUAAUCGCGCGUUUCAAGAGAACGCCCAAGAAAGUCUGUUGCGGGAGCGUGAGUUAAGGGAGACUCAAACUGAGUUGGAGAGGUGUAGAAUCGAGCGAGAUGAAUGGGAAAGGGUUGCUUUGCAGGACAAAGCUAUGUCUGAUGAAUACAAGACUGUCACGGAAACAUUGAGGCGGGAAUUGGAAUUGGAACGAGAGGCUCGAGGGCGGGAGGCGCAGGAGCUGGAGACAGAAAGGGAGAAGUCCGAAAAUCUGCAAUCCGUGCUGCAAGAUUUCCAGGCAGCGAAGGAGCAUGAACUUCGACAAGCCGUUAAGGACUAUGACUCCCAGCUAAUACAAGUGACUCAAUCGUUAGCGGAAUAUAAGCAUCGUGCCUUGACUGCUGAGCUCGCCCUGGAAGAAACUCGGACGAACACUACUCGGACUCACGAACUUGAGAAAGAGGUGAAGGAAAAAACAUUGCUCAUCGGAAAACUCCGUCAUGAAGCUGUUAUAAUCAAUGAACACCUCAUGGAAGCUCUACGGCGAUUGCGGCGUAGUUCCUCCGACAACAAUGUCGACCGACGAUUGGUCACCAACGUCCUUCUAUCGUUCCUGACCACCCCGCGAGCUGAUCCCAAACGAUUCGAGAUGCUUUCGUUAAUGGCUACUAUUCUGUCGUGGACCGACCCAGAGCGCGAGAAGGCUGGACUUCAACGUACAUCAGCUUCCACUCCGCCAUCAUCAUCAGCAUCAUCUUUCUGGACUCGGUCAAGCUCUGGCUCCUUGUCCAAAAAUUCUGAACUGCAAAAGACCGACGAGACGGAGUCUUUCUCCCGUCUUUGGGUUGAAUUCCUCCUCACGGAAGCUGCAGCUGGUGAAUCAGAUUCCAACGCUUCAGGCUCCAAAAAACAGAACAACUCGCUUCCCGAAAGCCCUACUCGUCUUUCUUAUUCUCCGCCGAGUCCCACAUUCAAAGGCACGAGAAGACUAUCCUCCUUCACUUCUGCCGCCAUGGCGAGCUCGCCCAACCUUCUAUCCCCUCCGCCACGUAAAGGUAAAGAAAAAGCCACUGAUCCGGAACCAUAA
Molecule: messenger RNA, 1476 nt
Organism: Desarmillaria tabescens
Lineage: Eukaryota; Fungi; Basidiomycota; Agaricomycetes; Agaricales; Physalacriaceae
Exons: 6
Coding region: 1-1476 (491 amino acids)
Biological process (GO): Golgi organization; endoplasmic reticulum to Golgi vesicle-mediated transport
Cellular component (GO): Golgi apparatus
Molecular function (GO): small GTPase binding
Source: RefSeq, a predicted model, not a curated record